Messenger RNA from Dermacentor andersoni, 7578 nucleotides. RefSeq names its product UPAR/Ly6 domain-containing protein bou-like. NCBI's taxonomy places the organism in Eukaryota, Metazoa, Arthropoda, Arachnida, Ixodida, Ixodidae. The record is from RefSeq and is a predicted model, not a curated record. Gene Ontology annotation, biological process: sleep; regulation of synaptic transmission, cholinergic; positive regulation of voltage-gated potassium channel activity.
AAUAGCGUAAAUGGCGACGGAAUGGGAAAGGAACGACGCGGAAAAGGGGGAAAGAGAAAAUCAACACAGCAACAUGGCGGCGACCCACCGAGUUGUCGCCGUCUGCGACGGCAGCUGCAGCGGCGGAGACGGCAGAAGCGCGGCUUGGUGCCCACAACAAUAUUGAAGAAAAGCUUCACAAGCGUUCAUCGCGUUCGCAAGGUUUGAACCUGGUGGGGUUCGGAAGCUUCCGCGAAACUCCUCCUCCGCCGCCGAUGGCUUAUCGGAUCAGCGCCGUCGCAUCGCUGGCGAUCCUAGCCCUCUGUCUGCGCCAAGCGUCGGCCAUCAACUGCUACACGUGCAGCAGCGUGAACGGCACCAACCCGAACUGCCACGACCCGUUCCACCCGGCGCAUGCGCGAUACGUGAUCGACUGCACCGUGCCCAAGGACGGUCACGUGGGACGAUUCCCGGCCCACUUCUGCGUCAAGGUGGUCGGCACAACCAUGGACACCAACAUCGAGAUGGUGAUCAGGAUCUGCUCCCUGGAGACCAUGGACAAUUCUUGCGGCGUCUUCCGGUACGGGGACGACAUCCUGCGCGGUUGCAUCUUGACGUGCAACAACGACGGCUGCAAUGCGGCCCCGCCCCCUCUGCGAGGCCACGCCUCCGCGGUGCCGCUGCUGCUCCUCUUCCUAUUGGCCGCCCUGGCCUCUUCCAGCAAAGUGCCGCUGACGUAUCCCCCGUGAUGGCCGCGGACUCAGUGAGAGAUGCGCACCACUUCCCGCGUAGCCAGCGCUGUGCUCCGGGUGACGCGUCGUGUCUUACAUCUGUUGUGUGCCACCUUGUGUCUCACCUAGCAUUGUGCAGAAUGGCGCGAUAUGGGAGAGAAUGGCCGAUUAGCGAUUUAGAGCAAGUUCCUAAAGCCUGAACCUUGGGUGACAUGUGGAGCUAGUGGAAAGUUUGAGUUCCCGCAGCCAAAAAAAUUUUGGGUACGCAAACGCAGCUUUCAGCUCCCGAAGCACCACGCCCUGCUUGCCAUCUUUUCUACACAGUACAAAACCGUGUAUACCUUUUUCUUUCUUUUGUAUGCUUUUCGCCAGUGGUGUAGCCAGAAAUUUAUUUCUGGGGGCACCCACUUUAUCGGGAACAAGAAAGGGGAGGGAGGGAGAAAGGCGCUGGACAGGCACCAUAAUAAUACAUAAAUUAAUCACCGGCUCAGAAGGCAGUGAAGGCACUUUUGUGCUUUCUAAGAAGGUCUGGUUUGUACGAGCGACUUUGACUCAAGUAGUGUCUGUGCAUACCCUCUCUAUUCCCCUUCCCCCUUGCGUAGGGUAGCCAACCAGACUCACAACUGGUUAACAUCCCUGCCUUCCUUAUAUCCCUCUCUCUCUCAGGAAGUGGGGGGUCGGGGCUCGUGCUCGGGGUGCCACCAUGGCUAUACCACUGCCUUUUCAUAUUCUUUUGUAAACCCGGCGGUCUGCAUUCCCAAAUUAUGGGCGCGUACAAUCUCCGUGAUCUGUGAGCGCUUUUUCACCAUGCAUCGCAACUGCAGCGGGCAUGAUGGCAAGUGCGAUUAAGUGUCGGCUCAGUUUGGUUGUGUGCUCAUUUCUUAGCGCAAACUUUCCGUAAGUUUAACGAAUUUGGGCUCACUUUUACGACUUUCUAGAGGUGUUGCAGGUAUGCAGUAUGUUAGCUCACGAAGGCCAAUCUGAAAUUCGUACCUCCCAUCAUUCCUGUGAUAGGUGAAUGAAUACAACGCCAGUUCUUCCUCUAGUAAAUGUGGAUUAAACGCUGCAGUCUUGAAGGCAAUGUAUUUCUUGUCGAGUUGCCGUCACUUUAACGCGACAGUGUUAAGGGCCCUGUGUCGCAGAAAAUCGGGUGUCGGCAUCGGCGAAGUUGUCCGUGAGCGAAAAUUUCUGUAUAUAUUUAGGUAUAUUUAUGUGCCACACCUUCCUAUAUGACGUGCGGUAUAUGCGGGGUUAUGCUGCCACACCAUUCUAUCAGUAAAGUUGCUCAUACUUUGUCUUAUAUUCUUGACAAAGUUAUUCCUCGGAAUUUUGAGAAUGACAGCCCAAAAGGAAAUGUCAUGAAACAAAACACCAACAGUGCAUGCCUUCUAUGUUAAAUUCUCUCAGAGUUAAAUGUUAAAAGUGCGAAACAAUAGCAGAAACCUGAAAAUGAUGCAAUUUUUCUUGGCGCAGCUGUGCACUACCUCCGGGAUCGGCCCAUAAAAGAGGCGGAAUUUCUACCAGAAAGUUUGCGUUCGUGCAUAGCGUUCGCUGCCAACAUUUCCCGGUAAACAUUACGAUUACACAAGCUGCAGUUACCUGGAAGCAUGAGAAGCCAUCAAGGAUCUUUGAAUGUUAUCGCAUUCCAGUCUUAAAGGGGCCCUGAACCACCCCUCAGGCUUGGUGAAAUAACAUACUCCGUGGGUAGCAUAUGCUGCUGUGAACAUCUGAGCCAAGUUUUGCUGUCGUACGCGGUGCAUGGAAAUGCAAGCGGAGUGCGAAGUCAUCUUUCUCUCACACGCUCUCUCUUCACCAGAAGCCUGUUCCUCAUUCUCUUCUGGACGCUUUUCGUGAUAAAGUGGAUUCCCAUAUGCGGCUGCUAUUGGUAGCUGCCAUCUGCUACGUAGCGUAGAUACCGCAGCCUCCGCUAGGUGCUGCCACGAAUCCACUGGCUAAGCACACUACAGCUCGUUGAGGAGAACGGCGUUUGGCUUAGGUUUAGCACGUCGUAGGCACCAAAUCUGGAGUUGUGGCAUCUACGUUAACACCCAAAAUGAAAUAUGAACAGCGCCCCAUGGUGGCAUUUAGAAGGGUACGCCCCACUGCGCCGUAGCCUUUGCAGUGCAAGGCAUUGAAGAAGGAACGGGAGUACAGCAGAGGCCGUGUUUGAUUGCCAAGAAUUCCGCUUCUGCUGAACACAUUGAAGUACUUUUUGUGACAAAGUAUUUAUGAAAUAACAUAUUUUCACUUCAAAUGUCCUUCUUCACUUCGAUGAAAAGUGGUUCAGGGUCCCUUUAAAGGCAAAGCUUAAGCGUCCUCCAAGUUUCAUUCCGUAUUGGCUACGUAGUGUGUUUUUAGUCUGUAGCUCCUUUCGUGGAUCACAUUACUACCACGUUCACCUGCCCUCAACUCCACUACCUGCUAGCGCGUGCCUGAUCACAUUACUAAUGAAGAGGGAGUGAGAAGUCUGAUGUUCUUUCCCCUCACGUGACGCGAUAGAGUGCCGUGCACAGUGAUUCCGCCUUCAGCACGUGGAGGAGCGCAACGUCGCGCUUGUGGGGGGGACAUUUCAGUGCAUCGGGGGGAGUGGCAUGAUAUACAAGACCCGCGCGUUGCCAUGCAGAAGGGAUUGCUGACCAAGGUAGACUGAAUUAUACGGUUCGUACAACCCAUUGUCAAACCCAACUCACCCAGGGAGACAUGUCUUUCGUGGACUUCAGCAAGAGGUUGAAUCAGCUUCCAUAUCUGUCUUCUUUUUUUCCAACGUUACCGUGGCCACAAGGAAAGCCGACGUCUGUAGUGUCAUUAGAGAGUUUUAGAUUAGGGGGCCCCGAACGCUUGCGUGCCCCUAAUCUAAAACUGUCUAUUACUACUACAAAGCUUCUGGUGGAAACGUGCAGUUUGUGCUUGCGGCUACCUAGGUGACACUUGCAUAUGUUGAUUAAGCAGUGCUGCAGAACCACCGCCAGAGCCAGGGUGGAGGCAUCGCAACCACCUUGCUCAACAUGAAUGCAUAGAUUGCGUGUUGAGCUACACCAUAACCUCCUCUUGUUUUUACAAUGCCUGCCCAGUCGCCCCAAAAUGCAUGGGAAUGACCUGUGUUUUAUACGAACUUAUUGUACGAAACUCUGUGGACCCCACCGAUGGCCCGCUGCGGCGGUCCCACGUCCACACAAAUAGAACCCUGUUGUUGUUAGAGCAUGGACAACUUUUGCUGUGUGCUGUCGCCACUCCUCUGCUUCCGCAUCACAUGCGUUAAAUACAGUCGAUGUGAUUCUAAAUGCGCCCUCGUAAGAUGUAACUUCUGAAAGUGUGGGCGCCCUCUAUGUGACCGCUUGUUGUGGCAUCACUAUAACUAGUCAUUAAAAGAUAUACAGGAGGCUAUGGCUACAGUCACACAGUCAUUAUAGGCAAAGUCCAAUAAACGUUUGCAAUGUACUCCCAUGCCAAGUGAUACCGAAGAUUAUUCCCUGUUGUGAAGACAUCUACUUAUCUAGGAAAAUACCUUGUUGUUUAAGAAUGCUUUUUUUUUUUACCAUGAAUGCUUGCCCUGUCAAAUUUUAGACAGCAUAUAAUGAGCAAACACAGUGUCUACUUUCAAUGACUUGGUGAUGCGUUUGAUUCCUACAAGUGCCAUGUAGUGCUUAGAGUUCACUAACAAGUUGCAUAAUUAAACUGUUAAAAGUGAUAAUUCUCAUGGUUAGGCACUCGCAGCAGCAUUUUAUGCCCUCAACUGCACUUCAUUUUCCACAACAGUAGGCACAAUGUGUGUACCAUGACCAUGUUAGUCAGUAGGUGAAGCUGUUAACGUGUUGGACAUAUAACUCGCACCUCGUUAUAACGAAGUUGAAUUCGACAUAAGAAUAUCUUUGUCACAUCAAACACUCGUUAUAAACAUAGUCACUUUAUACGGUAAUUCGUUAUAUCCAUGAUCGUCAUAUCUAGGUUGGACUUAUAAGGAGAAAGAAGGAAAAAAAACGGCAGCUCCAGUGGCUAGCUGUGCCUUUUAUCUUAAUGCUAGAUUGCAGUCCUGCAACAUGGGAUACUCACUACAGCUACUAGCAAGAAUGUGAACACGUAGCAACACUAUAACCACCCUGAUGCGUUGAAGAUUGUCUUUUGUUUAAGUAGGUAUGACGGGAGGGGGGUGGGGGGGGGUGAGCUUGGAAGCUUUGGCGCAAGCACCCCUAUCUAAAUACGUGGGAAAGGAGAAACUGCUUUUCUCGGCAGCCAGUGCACCAAAUUUGAUGAGGUUUGUUGCAUUUAGAAGAAUAAGUUAAAAUAUAACGACUGUUGGAAGCAGAAAACAAGACUACUAAGUUUACAACUCUAACUCACCAAUGAAGCAUAUCACAAUUCUUUAACUUGAAGCUAAUAGUAUGUAUAAAGGGGACAAGUUUGAUAUAUUAUACAUGGCUCUUAAGUACACCACUAACGCAUGAGUAGCCUUUGUGCAAAACCCUUGUAAACAUUGCAACAAAUUCACGUAAGCUAUAAAUUUAAUAUAUCAAAUUUGUCCACUUUGGAUGUUCUAUCAGAUGCAGUUUACAGAAGCAUAAUAUCUGUUCUUGGUGAACAGUUACAGAUUUGUAAACAUUGUGCAUCUAUUUUUUUCACUUACCCAUGUGUGGCACUUUUUUGUAAUAAGAAUUCAGGCAUUGAAUCAAAAUUCCACUUUCAACAGUCCAACUUUCUCUCACAAAUGCAACAAGCUUUAUUAAAAUUGACUGAGCGGUUACCUCAGAAAAGUGUUUCUGCAUUUUACAUGCAUCUGAAUAGGCGGGGUCAGAAUUCGACCCGAGCUAAAGCUUCCUCUUAAGUAAAACUACGACACUUUCUCGAGGUUAAGGAUCUCAACAAAAUCUGUAUCAUAAGUUCUCCUUGGCAGUUUAAUACUAAUGUGCAUCAAACAGCGUGACUGACAGUCAUGUAGCUUUUUAGCACUUUAAUUUCGAAAACUGGUGUCUGUCCUUCUGACAAACAUUUUGUCAAACAGAUUAUUUAAAAUGGUCGGGCUAUGCUUGCUGUUUGUCACAUCAGCACAGGAAAAGCAGCAUUAGUGCCAAUGUAUUUCGCAGAUGUCGUUAAACAAAGUGGUCAGAACUCCUAUUGCCAUUGAAAAGUUCAGGUAACACUUACACAGCUAUUACUGUAAGCAUUCAAAGCAAUCCUUCUGUUCUAUUGCAUCUGCAGAGAAGUCUUUUACAACACAUGAAUUUUUAGGGUUUGUCACAUCUGAACACUUUGUCCAAAGAUAUUGUUACUGACACUCUUGUUCUUGGCGCCUGUCAUCACCACUGUCAUGAGAAGCAGCUUUCUGGGCUGCAUGGUUCAUCUUCCAUAUUGAUGCCACUUAUUCUUUGCUGUGUAGAAUUGUUGCUGCAUUUUUAUAGAAAUUGAGUUUUAUUACAAGUGACAGAGCUUCCCUUUAACCCUUUUCAUGCCAUUUUUCUUUAAAUUUUAGAAAACUACUGAAAAUGUUCAAGUUAUUCAUUGUGAACAGUGUUCAUUUAUUGCAAUAUCGGCACUUCAUUUUUAAUUUUCUGUUAUCUGCUGCUGUCAGCUUUUCAUGCUUUUGAGCUGCAGAUAGGCAUUGCCACAAAGUCUAUGUGAGGCUAUAUAAAAAUGAUAAAAUUACUGCCAUUUGUCAUGGUGUUCAGUAGACGAAAUGAAAUUCCUCGACGACGGCACGGAAAAGGUUAGCAUCACUGAUGUGCAAUGUAGCAAACUAAAGAAUGCAUAGUGUGUCCAUGUGCAGCUGACCUUACAUAUCUGCAAGGGCAUGUGCUGCUAUACUUGGUGGUAUUGCAAACAAAUUUCAUGCACUUGCUUUUGGUUCCGCACGCACAUUUUACAGUCAGGAUAUGCGAGGACAAAAUGACAUGCAUAUGACGUUAGUUUCUUUUUCAGGAAAAGCCACGUUUAUUCCAAAAGGCAACAUGUGAGGAGGAAUGAGGGUUAUUACAGUGCCGUUUUACAGAGACUAGAGCUCUAAUUAACUUCACAUAUAAUACAUUCAAAAUUUUCACACAGUAGCACUGAAAGGGUGUGUCGUUGGUGACAACCAUAAUGCACAUUAUCUGGGACAUGCAAAGUACUCAUUAUACUUGAAAUCAGAAAAAAAGAAAGAGAAAAUUGUGUGAAUAUGAAAGACUCAGGCACACAGCACACCAACUGGCUUGCUCAAGCAGAACAAGAGCGCUGUACAUAUUGUCUUAACAAUUUAACGAUUGACAAUUUAAAAAAAAUUAAUAAUGAAAGACCCCACGCUUUCUCUUGCUUCAUUGUUCCCUUCAGCUGCAAUUUUCUGUGCAACUAACUUGUUUCUUAAAUCUUGUGAUAUUUCUACAAGGGUAAUGUAAUUGUCUAGGUUGAUUCAAUGCAAACCUUUGCUGUCGCUAUCAGUCCUCAAAGAGAUGGAAGUUCUGACUGCCCAAGAGCCUUAUAGUGUGAUGUUCCACUCGUAGUGUCAGACUGUUGUUCACUGUUAGCAUGGGACACGGCAAGGUGGACACAGGUUCAACUUGUGUGUGCGCCGCUGUACAGAACACUAUUUGUUAUACUGACAAGCAACACCGUGCCCUGUUCUAUUUUACUUUAAAUUCUAUGCAGCAGUGUUUAUGUAACCACUGUUAUAGGUAACAACUGUUUCUUAAUGCUGCAUUUUGCUAUGAAGCUGUUAGUGACUAAGCAUUUAUGAAUAUGUGAAUACCCAGUAAAGUUGUGUGCAAUUUUUGCACGUAUAGUUGUCAACUGUAGUGUACGCCAUGCGCCUAUUUUGGCCGUCUCUCUCUUUCUUCUCAGACCUUGUACUGACUCCUGCAAGUUAUGUGCCAAUCACACGAAUAAAAAUGGUUUAGGCCACUUG